UUACUUCAUAAGCAGGACUUGUCGUCACCGUAGUAAAAUAUCUUCAAGACAUUAUUUAUCUAGCAUGAACGACAUUUCUAUAAUUGAUUUUAAAAAGAGAUUAUAUACUGAGUGAAAAAAAGUCUAAGAGAUAUUUAAAGCAAAAACUAUGAUAAAGUUGCAUAUAUUUUCGGAAUUCAGAUUCUUGCCUCCCGUUAGAGCCUCGGUCUGACAUCAGUCUUGGAACACUGAAAAUAUUUGGACGCCAUCUUGCAGAAGAUAACUGAUCAUCAUUGUGGGAUUUUCCGUGGAUAUCUCCUUCCUUCGGGAUGGAGGAGACUAAAAUAAUUUACUACAUCGAUGAUGAGGAUACUCCAUAUUUGAUAAAAUUACCGAUACCUGCCGAUCGUGUCACUUUGGGGGAUUUCAAGAAUGCUUUGAACCGUCCAAAUUAUAAAUUCUUUUUCAAGUCUGUGGAUGACGACUUUGGUGUUGUUAAAGAAGAAAUAAUUGAUGAUGAAACCCGAUUACCCUGUUUUAAUGGACGAGUAGUAUCAUGGUUGGUGCCAGCAGAGAGCAGUACGUCAGAUACCCAAUCACAAUGUACGGAUUCACAGUCGGGGGAUGUACAGAUGCCUUCCGAGAGGCUUGGUGGUAUUGGGGACAGUCGGCCGCCAUCUUUUCAUGCAAAUGCGUCUGUCGUAAGUCGAGAUCAGAGCUGUGACACGUGUACGGAGACCGACUCAGUCCUGAGUUCACGACGAGAUCGACCUAGAAGUUCACGCCAUACUCACAACAGUUUUAACAGUUAUCGAGACCGUCGUAACCAUAACGACCCCAAUGCUCCCCCUAGGAUCAAUGGCCACAGUAAACAUCACAGAGACAGAGGUCACGCAUACGACUCGUCAACUGUACUCAGUAGCGAUAUCGACACCACCAGCUUCUUCGACUCCGAAGAUGAUAGCAGAUUCUCCACAGUCACAGACACUACCAAUAGGUCGUCAAAAUAUGGUCGACACCGACGAAGACGGCGGAAACACAGACUCCCUCCUAUCAGCCGGGCAUCUUCAUUUAGUAGCAUAACAGACUCAACUAUGUCUCUCAACAUCAUUACAGUCACGUUAAAUAUGGACACAGUGAAUUUCCUUGGUAUCAGUAUUGUCGGUCAGAGUAAUAAAGGUGGGGAUGGGGGUAUAUACGUCGGCUCAAUAAUGAAAGGGGGUGCUGUAGCCCAGGAUGGUCGUGUGGAGCCUGGGGACAUGAUCCUAGAGGUCAAUGGGGUCAGUUUCGAGAACAUGAGUAAUGAUGAUGCUGUCCGAGCGUUACGGGAAGCUGUCCAAAAACCAGGUCCAAUUACACUAGUCGUUGCCAAAUGUUGGGACCCCAAUCCUAAAGGCUACUUUACAGUCCCUCGACAGGAACCAGUGCGGCCCAUCGAUCCUUCAGCAUGGGUGGCGCACACGACCGCUAUGAGGGGGGACUUCCUGUCACGGGGCGGGCCAAGCCCGUCUCUCAGCAACAUGACCUCUACUAGCUCCUCCCUCACUAGUUCUAUACCUGAGUCAGAACGAUUUGACGAUUUAAACCUCACCAUUAACACUGAUAUGGCAACAGUUGUCAAAGCGAUGGCACAACCAGACUCCGGACUGGAAAUCCGGGAUAGGAUGUGGCUCAAAAUCACCAUACCAAAUGCUUUUAUAGGUUCAGACUUAGUAGACUGGCUCUUUACACAUGUAGAUGGGUUUGCUGACCGAAGGGAUGCAAGAAAAUACGGAUGUAAUUUGCUGAAGGCAGGGUACAUCCGACACACUGUCAAUAAAAUCACAUUUUCGGAACAGUGCUAUUAUGUGUUCGGGGAUCUCUAUGGAAAUGGACCCGUUUAUCCAGAUCUAUCAACCUUGAGUCUAGAGGAUGUGGACUCGGUGUCGGAGGCUGACCGUGACACGCUUGCUCCCCUGCCUCCUCCCCACUGGAACAACCAGUAUCCCUAUGGUAACACCAGUUACUUACCCACCAACCUCAGCUACAUACCGCCCUACAGCUACACCAGUACCGACAGCCAAAGCUACGUGGGAAGCUUCGUGGACGGAAUGGACAAGUCGGUGACGGGCGGGGGAGGCAAUAACAGCGCUGGCAGUGUACACAGUGCAUCAGUUCACAAUGCUUGCUCAUGUCUGCCAGUAAAUCUACCAGCGGCUCAACGGCUGUUGUCAAAAACUUUGUGUAUCGAGUCAGCCGAGCCCAACAACAAUGUCCGUGGUAAAAAAUCUGUGUCAAAAUCUCCUGCUACGGUAACCACAGUCGCCAUGAAGACUGUUGAUACGGCAACUGUUGCUACAGACGAUAGGCACAAGUGCAAGUCUGCACCCUCACCCAUUCCACCUGUAGAUGGCCCAGGAAGCAGUGCAUCUGGAAGCAGUCGGAAGGAAAAAGAGAAAUCAGACAGAAAGUCCGGGAGUCCCGCGGGAAGUGGGGGCAGUGAUACUGAGACAGCAAGUCUAGCAAGUGCUCGGCGUGUACAAGUAGUGCCGGCACCGCCAUCAACAAACAUGAUGCCUCCCAAUAUGAUGCCACCAAAUAUGAUGCCCCCUAAUAUGAUGCCACCAAAUAUGAUGCCCCCUAAUAUGAUGCCCCCUAAUAUGAUGCAACCAAAUAUGAUGCCACCAAAUAUGAUGCCACCAAAUAUGAUGCCGGGCCAAGCACUGCCUCCUCCCCCGAGGGACCUGUCUAAUAUGCCGCAGGAUUUAAGUGGCAGCAGACAGUCUUUCAAAAUGGCUAUGGGAAAUCCAUGUGAGUUUUUUGUGGACGUCAUGUGAUCAAUCAUGUGGCCUCUAUACAGCCAAUCAGCUCUCAUUAUUAUUUGCAUGCUGAAGAACACAGUUGAUUUUCAUAUUUACAUUUUUUAGAGAAUUAUAUAAAAAAUUGGAGAUCUGAUUUCCUGAAUGGGAUAACUUUUUUUAGAAAUGGUGAGAAAUCAUUAAGGGAAAGACAUAUAUGACAUACUGUCAUAUUUGCUCAGAAAAUUUGUUUGAUAAAUCAAAAUUUUAGCAGAUGGAAUGAGGCAGUACAUGACAGGAGAAUCAGCGGAGAGAUAGUAAUGGACAGGAAUUUGUUUGUUUUCUUGUGUGAUAAUGUAAAAAGUAUUUAUGAAUGUACAGUUUACUCGUUAGUCUGCAUGACCAAGUCCCAACAUAUCCUCCUGUAGUUCAUACAACUUGUAUACUUCAAACUGUAUGCUCAUGUAUCGCCAACUUGUUUUUAGCAUGUUUGCAAAUGUAAUUUAUUUUAGAAGAUUUUGCGGGAGAAAGUGAGUGUGACUGUUAUGUAACACAGAAUUUGUUUGUGUGCCCUUAACCCUUGCAAUCGUGGCCUUGGUACAGAAAAACCAUGAAUUCAAAGUACUGAGCAACAGCUAUGAUUGGAAGGGUUGUCUAAUAUAUGUAUGUAUAGUCAGAUUUGAUUAUGGCUUUAAGCCUAGUUGUCUUCUUACUUUCACUUUAGGCGAUUCAGUCAUCGACUCAUGACCUCUGACCUUCACCCUGACCCUCAUCUCCAUGGUUACAGCUUCCUUCCAUGAUUGGCACACUAGCUGGACUAAGACCUGUUUCUUUGUGUGCGCGUUCAGUAUGGGCUGAUAGCAGGAGGCACCUCCUGUUACCGCGGACUCGUGCUUGGUGCUUUUAACUACUAAACCUUCAACAGCAGUAGGCCUAGUCGCUACAGGUCACGUGACUCGUCACAUGAUCACCUUGGCUCCUCCUUCUUCCUGGCCCACCUCGUCUGGAGAUCGUAACUUUUCUAUUUAUACUCUGAAUGGUUGUCGCUGUCUUCUGUUUAAGUCACUUGUGAUUGAUUUUAUGAUAAUUUAAAACCACAAUUUUAUUAUUUUUAUUCAACCGAUGAAUUUCUUUGAGUGAUUUUGUUUGGGUAGCUGGAUAUUUGCAGUAGGGCCCUGUGUGCAUGCCAUUGUUGUGAUAAGCUUGCCUUUCGUUCGGGUUCUCAGUGAUUUGGUAAACGUCUCAUUCACACUUGGACAGACGCUAGAUUGAUUUGUACAGCUGCUAUUUUUCUUUCUUUCUUUCUGUAAAUCUUUCUUUGUCUUUUCUUUCUUCUUUGCAUAAUCUUUCAUUGUUGCAGCAUGUUUUGUCGUAAGAUCUCCGUUUCCCAAGGUAGUAAGAGAUGUGGUUUGCCUGCAUAGCUGUUCAUGGCAUGGUUAUCACACGUAUAUAUUUUAGAAAAGACAAAUUUUAGUUUGUUUUAAUUUAUUUCAACUGGUUGUCAAAUUUUUAUUUUUGAAGUUGUUGUCAAAAUGAAAUCAGCAAUUCACUUCAAUAUUUACAUUACUGCUGGCUUUUAAUUCCAAAAAUUGAUUGAACAAUUUUAAUUUACCAUAUUAAUGUGAUUAAGCAAUAGUAUAUGCUUCAUUGAGGAGCUAUUAGAUGAAUCAACAGAAAUAGAUAAUGUUGAUCUGAAUCAUUUCUGACGAUAAAGGUAACCGUUUGAUCGCUUGCUCCACGGACAUGUUGAUAAACUGAAUACCACAUAUGAAUACACCAAGUAACAGUUGUUAUACACAAAUGUAUAUCACAAAGCUUUUCUACUCAAUAAUUGAUUACUGUACUCUAUUUUUUUGCAUUUUUCCAAACUUGCUUUUAUUUACUUUUACAAAUACAGACAAUUUCGCUGUUCUGUUUACAGAAGCAAAUUUGGUCAAAGGUUUUGUUUAUUCCAAUGAAUUACCAUUUAUUUUCAGUUGACCUGUUUAUUUGUUAAGCCUGUUCUGAUAAAUAUUUGUUACUUGACAGAUUUUGUUUGUCUUGAAGGUAAUUAAGAAUGUGUCGCCACAAAAAAAAAAAAAAAUCAAUUGAAAGAGAUUUUUAAAACUUUAUUUUGUUCAAUUUGCCCAAGUACAUGUACUUCCAUAGCAUCUACAGCAGUCACUGAGAUUAAACAUUCUUGUUAACCGAAAAUUUAACCGUCUUAUUUGUGUAUUGCUCAGUUUGAAUACUCCAAUACAGAUAAUAACAUCGUUCAAUUUCUUUAAUCCUUUGUCCUUAUACUGGAUCAGGCAUCCAGUGGACUUUUUGAAGUGUUGAUAGUGUUAUAAGGUUCUGAAAUAGCAAAGAAGUACCAAAAUAAUACAACUAUCUGGUAUUUUUGUAUGGACAAAAAGUUAUAAAAAUAUAUCCCUGGAGUGAAAUAUGGUGUAAUUCUGUUGUCCAAUCCAACACAGGACAUAACUCUUGUCAACAGACAUGAUACGAAAAUGUGUCAAUUUUCACUCAGAAUAAAACCUCUGUAUUUCAAUUUCAUUAUCAUGUAUGUUUGACAUGCUGAAAUCCAUUUACCAAGAUGUAUUUGUUUCCCCUUGAUGUUGGAGAUUUUCUACCAAGAAGUCCAAAAUGUACAAUGUUUUGCUGAUUUUAAACUGUAUAAAAUGUAUAAACAUUGAAGUAGAAUUGAAAAGGAAAAGAAAUUUUGAUGAGUUUGUCUGUCCCAGAAAGAAAAGAAAGAUCAUAAUUUUUUACCACAAGCAUUGUAUAUAUUUUUAAUAUGUAGUUGUGCUCGUUGUGACUUGCUGAAAAUAUAAUGCCAACUUCUGCAGUCAUGCUGUGUAUUGUCAUCUUGAAGUAGACAUUUAUUUACAUAAAGUGUACUGACAUCAGAUUUACAACAUUUCAUCAGUGUUGACAUUGAGAACAGGCUGAAUCCCAUCUUCUGUAGCUGAUAUUUAAGUUUUGACUUUUAAUGAGAACUUCUGUGAACAUGGUUGUACAGAUGUUAUGUGGUAUAUUGUUGGCGUUUGUUUUCUUUUACUUUGUGUCAUAAAAAGGGUAUUACCAAAAUUUACUGCUGGAAAUCUUUGCCAUAAUUUUAUAAAAAAAAAACUGCAUUAAGAGUGAAAUGGGUUGCCAAAUCCUAAAUUAGCCAACUUCUUUUCCAUAUAAAUCUCUCUUUUUUUUAAGCUAUUGUAAUAUUUUGUUGUGUCAAAAUUAAGCAGAUUCACUUUAAUUCAUUACCCAGUAUACUUUGCUGCGUAUGUGACAAAACCCUAGAAUUUGGUUAUAAUUCUGUAGGAUGAUAAGUUAACAUAGAUAUAGUAGUUGAUGUGUAGAAUGUUAAUUCAUUCACCCCUGAAAACACAUUUGAACUUUUCCAAUUCAAAAGUUGGAAUAGUUCAUUAUAAAAAAUCAGGGGUUAAGGAAAUGCAUUUAAUAUUUAUGCAACAUUUACAAUAUCACAACAGUAUCUUAUAAAAAGUGCAUUUCAAUGAAAGUGACCAAGAAAUGAUCAUCCGAGGAUCAUCCUAGGGUGGUGAAAGGUAUUGAGGGACAAACAGUUAUUUAUAGAGGACACAGGUGAGACGCUACAUCACAGGUGAGACAUACUGACGAGCCAUUUUGGCAGAAAUAGGAAAGCGGUGCUUAUGGUUGUGUUGAAGAAGGAGGUGCAUAAAUGAUGGAAUAUAUUUUAAUGUCAUGAAACCAAAUGCAGUAAAAAUGCAACUUAUGUGAUGGGAAUUAGGUAUGUAUGGAUGUCUGCUUGAACAACUUGUAUUGAAUGAGAAAAUAGGCCGCAUCAGUCGCUGUUAUACAACAGGAAUAUUGUCUUCUGGAACUUUUUAUAUCAUUUAGCUUUAAGUGUGGUCAUCACUGUAAAACCCUGUAUGUGUGAAUCGUAGGAGUGUGGGUAGAAUGUUUGGGGCGAGAGAGACAUUUAAAAGGUUAAUACAUUGUGUGCUGACAUGUCACCCAGGCUUCGAGUGGCACUUUCUGUCCAGUGUCUUCUGCUAAAUGAUUAGUCAAUUCUUGUUUCAAAUUCUCAAGAUGAUGUCAAAUUGAUGUCCCAAUUUAAUCAUGUACUGACUUCAACAUUUCUUGAGGUUUUAUGUGGAGCUAAAAUUUGAUUUUGAAUAAUUAGUAUGGAGUCCAAGUUUGGUCAUAUCAUGGUGCUGCUUGGUUUCUCACAAGGGAGAUAACUCUUUAACCAGAAAACUUUCUUUUCGUUUUGUGAAAAAUGUUGUUUCCAAUUUGUGCAAUAUUUUGUAUAUAUGAAUCAACUUUAUACUGUACAUCCUACCCUGUUUUAAUCUAUUUGAUAUAGAUACUUUUUAAUCAAUGAUGUAUUUUUUCAGUGUGAUUGGAAUUUCAUUUGGUAUUUUGAAAUGACACUGACCAUAUUUGUGUAUAUUUUAUAAUUUGUUUCUCUUUCAUCUGUCAAUUUUACUGAAAUUUUAACUGAUAGAUUCAGUAAUUUACAUAAUUUCAAAGUUUUAUGAACAGUUAAGUUUUAUUCAGGUGCUGAAACAAUACCUUUAAAUUUUCAGGUUUUUUGUGCCACCUAAUUUUUGUUGAAAUGGCUUUCCCUUGUAUUUUAAUACUUUAAUGCAGCUUAUGUAAUACAGUUUUAACACUUAAAUUCUACAAAUGAUCAACUGAAUAGCAUACAUAUCAUUCAACCCUGAAAUUUCAUAAUGAACUAUUCCAUGGAAUUGGAAGAGUUCAAAUGUGUCGUCAGGGGUAAAUGAGUUAAUGUCGCUUCUAAAUGGAUUAAAGUUGAUUUUUAUCCAUCUAUGAUGAAUUGGUAAAUUUGACACAAAUUCAAAGGUUGCUUGAAAUGAUGCCAGAACAUUUCUCAUCUUUGUCUGGAUAAAGAAACAAGAAGUUCGGACUACAGUGAUUGUGUCAUUGCUUUACAAGUGAAAGUCAUUUGCUUAAAUGAUGUUGUGUUCUCCGAGCCAUGACCCUGUGUAAAUGUUGUGUAUAAAUGAUGGCAUGGUCCCUUGUAAAUGUUGUGUAUAAAUGAUGGCAUGGUCCCUUGUAAAUGUUGUGUAUAAAUGAAUUGUGUACAUGUUAUUUUGUGAGAAAGUCUGAUUUACUGAUGAAACGAGUGAAAUGAAAAAACGAACACAAAGAUAGGCAUUGCUAAGGUUACACUAACUUCCUGUCAAACCGUCAAAAUGAAAAAGACAGCGAUGUGUAUUGUAACUUGUUCUAAACCUAAGAUUUUGAAUAUACAUUUGUAACGAGUGUUCAGUAAACCAGACUGGAGAUGACCUCUGAUGUCAUGUUUACAAAUUGUGGUUGAGAGUUGUCUGCUCUUGUCCAAGCAUCACCAUGAUUACUAGGUACUUGGUUGGCCCCCCCAGAAGAUGUUUUGUACAGAAUACUUGACGGUAGAUGAUUGUGUAAAUGAUAUCGGUCUAGUGGGCCGAAAUAAAAAUGCCCAAUAUAAAC
Messenger RNA from Mizuhopecten yessoensis (Yesso scallop), 8216 nucleotides. Its product is annotated as segment polarity protein dishevelled homolog DVL-3-like. Gene Ontology annotation, molecular function: frizzled binding. The record is from RefSeq and is a predicted model, not a curated record. Gene Ontology annotation, cellular component: cytosol. Lineage: Eukaryota; Metazoa; Mollusca; Bivalvia; Pectinida; Pectinidae. Gene Ontology annotation, biological process: canonical Wnt signaling pathway; intracellular signal transduction. The coding region runs from base 309 to 2795 and encodes 828 amino acids. The transcript has 17 exons.